Molecule: messenger RNA, 1782 nt
Organism: Teleopsis dalmanni
Lineage: Eukaryota; Metazoa; Arthropoda; Insecta; Diptera; Diopsidae
Product: cytochrome P450 CYP12A2-like
Exons: 5
Coding region: 13-1605 (530 amino acids)
Molecular function (GO): oxidoreductase activity, acting on paired donors, with incorporation or reduction of molecular oxygen; iron ion binding; heme binding
Source: RefSeq, a predicted model, not a curated record
UACGGACAUUUAAUGAUGAUGCGGAGUCUAAAAUUAUUUAACAGCUUCAUGCGAAAAGACAGGAAUGCACUGAACUCGUUCCAAUCUUUAAUUACUAAUCGAUGCUACUGUGUGGCAGCUAUAAAUCCCUUAACAUGGGAGCAUGCCAAACCGUUGAAAAACAUACCAACUGUCGGUACUUAUGAAUUCAUAGUUGGGAACUUACCUUGGGGUAAGUUCUACAAGAAAGACUUCGCAGAUAUAGUGCGUUUGUUGCAUGAAGAGAAAGGUGAUAUAUUUUUAUGGAAAGGAAUUUUCGGUCAGAAUGAUUUGGUGUUCACACAGACGCCGGAUGAUUUUGAAAACAUUUUUCGUCAUGAUGGUAUCUGGCCAGAGAGAAAAUUUCUAGAACUGGCGACAUAUCAUAGAAAUGUAUAUAGAAAAGAUUAUUUUGGUGAUGUUACAGGCUUAUUAGCAAGUGAGGGGAAAGCUUGGGGUGAUCUACGUACAUUGAUAAAUCCAAUUUUAGUACAUCCAAAAAAUACAAAAAUCUAUUUGCCUUCGUUGAGUAAAAUUAAUCAGGAGUUUAUUGACAAAGUUCGAAAAAUACGAAAUCCCGAAACUCUAGAAGUACCAGCUGAUUUUGCAGAUGAAAUUAAACGUUGGACUUUAGAGUCAGUUGGCAUGGUUGCAUUAGAUAAAGAACUAGGUUUAAUAAAUGGACAUAAUCCUGAAGCUAUGGCAUUUGUUGACAGUACACAGUUAUUUUUCGAUUUAACGGUAGAGUUAGAGUUUAAACCGUCUCUCUGGCGAUAUUUACCCAAUAAAAAGUUUAACGAAGCGAUGCAAAUUUUGGAUAAUGUCAUAGUAUUUGCAACGAAAUACAUAAAUGAAGCAAUAGAAAGAUUUGAGAAAUCUCCCACCGAUAAACCUGAAAUAGAAAAAAGUGUUUUGGAAAAACUUCUAAAAAUUGAUAAAAAAGUUGCUAUCAUUACAGCUGUGGAAAUGUUUACAGCAGGCGUGGAUACGACUUCAACUGCACUCAUGGGACUUUUAUUAUGUUUGGCAAAAAAUCCAGAAAAACAGGAGAAAUUGCGUCAAGAAAUUCUAUCGGUCCUGCCAGAAAAAAAUUCCGAGUUGACUGUGGAAAAUAUGAAGAAUUUACCUUAUUUACGUGCUUGUAUUAAAGAAAGUUUACGAGUUUACCCUUUGGCAGUUGCAAAUGUGCGUCAAACUGCUGAAGAUUUAGUGCUUAGUGGUUUUCAAAUACCUAAAGGUUCCAAUGUUAAUAUGACGUCAAUAAAUUUGAUAAAAGACUCAAAAUACUUUUCACAACCCAAUGAAUUCAUACCGGAACGUUGGUUAAGAAACGAGAAUAAAGACGAUACCUGCCCACAUAAUUCCGCUACAAAAAGUAAUAAUCCAUUUAUUUAUUUACCAUUUGGUUUUGGACCACGCAGUUGCAUUGGUAGACGUAUAGCUGAAAUGGAACUAGAAAUUGCAAUUGCACGCCUGGUACGAAAUUUUGGAAUAGAGUUCAAUUAUCCUACGGAAAAUGCGUUUAAGUGUUUGCAACUAUACCUUCCCGUUAUUCCAAUGAAAUUCAAAUUUACGGACUUGAAUUAAGAGAUUAAAUUAAUCUAAUGCCUCGUUUUCACUAUGGCAUUUUUAAUGUCAAAUAAUGUCAGUGUAAUGUCAAUGAAAGUGGGUAGUCAUAUGAUGUCAAAUUCGCCUUCUUGUCAUGAAAUAGAAACGCAUUUGACACACCAGUCAAUUAUAAUUAAAAUGACAUAGUGAAAACAA